Daucus carota subsp. sativus is the source of this 4672-nucleotide messenger RNA. RefSeq names its product ABC transporter D family member 1. The transcript has 27 exons. Gene Ontology annotation, molecular function: ABC-type transporter activity; ATP hydrolysis activity; ATP binding. Lineage: Eukaryota; Viridiplantae; Streptophyta; Magnoliopsida; Apiales; Apiaceae. The record is from RefSeq and is a predicted model, not a curated record. Gene Ontology annotation, biological process: fatty acid beta-oxidation; long-chain fatty acid import into peroxisome; very long-chain fatty acid catabolic process. Bases 250 to 4272 code for a protein of 1340 amino acids. Gene Ontology annotation, cellular component: peroxisomal membrane.
AUAUGUCCUUGAAAUUAUAGAAAUCCCUGUCUUUGUCGCAACUGCCCCCUUGCUCGCAAGUAUGUAUAGACACAAUUUUUUGUAUGUAUGCACAACGCAGAGAAUCUAGGGCUUGUGAAUUUUGAUUUACUUGCAACUGGAUCGGCUCUAAUUCAAUCUGAUCAGUUUUGCUGCUGAUCAUCAGAGUGGAGGAAGUUAUUGUGGCCUUUCCCUCGUGUAAUUUCUGGCUGGAAAUAAUCACUUGUAGACAUGCCUUCUCUUCAACUGUUGCAGUUGACUGAGCAUGGUAAAAGCUUUCUAGCAUCAAGAAGGAAAACCCUGUUGUUGGCUUCUGGUAUCAUAGUUGCUAGCGGUACAGCUGCAGCGUAUAUGAAAUCAAGAAAUAGUGCUAAAAGACCUGAAUCAUUCGGUCACCACAAUGGAGUCGAUGACAACAACGUUGGACAUGACAAAGUGGUUGGAAAAAAUAGUUCUGUAAAAAAAAGCAGGCAAAAGAAAGGAGGGUUGCGCUCACUUAAAGUUUUAACUGCAAUUUUAAUCUCGAAUAUGGGCAAGAGAAGUGUUAAGGAUUUUCUGUCGUUAUUAGCUAUAGUGGUAUUGAGAACUGCCGUAAGCAAUAGAUUAGCAAAAGUGCAAGGAUUUCUAUUCCGUGCUGCUUUUCUUCGACGCGUACCCACGUUUUUCCGUCUGAUAUUCGAGAAUAUAUUGUUAUGCUUUCUUCAGUCAACUUUGCUUUCUACCUCAAAAUAUAUAACAGGGACCGUAAGUUUGCAGUUCAGAAAAAUACUGACAAGGCUUAUACAUACACAAUAUUUCCAGAAUAUGGUAUACUACAAAAUAUCUCAUGUUGAUGGGAGGAUCACCAAUCCUGAUCAACGGAUUGCGAGUGAUGUUCCAAAAUUCUGUUCGGAAUUGAGUGACCUUAUACAGGAGGAUCUUACCGCGGUUACUGAUGGUGUGCUAUAUACCUGGCGUUUGUGUUCAUAUGCUAGCCCAAAAUAUGUAUUUUGGAUACUGGGUUAUGUAUUAGGAGCAGGAACAUUGAUCAGAAAUUUCUCUCCAGCAUUUGGAAAGUUAGUAUCUAAAGAACAACAACUGGAAGGUGAGUAUCGACAGCUCCACUCACGGUUAAGGACCCAUUCAGAAAGCAUUGCAUUUUAUGGGGGUGAAACAAGAGAAGAAUCUCAUAUUCAGCAGAAGUUCAAGACUCUUGUUGAACAUAUGCGAACUGUACUUCAUGAUCACUGGUGGUUUGGCAUGAUUCAAGACUUUCUUGUAAAGUAUCUUGGAGCCACUGUUGCUGUUGUUCUAAUUAUUGAGCCAUUUUUUGCUGGCAAUUUAAGACCCGAUACUUCAACUAUAGGACGGGCAGAGAUGUUGAGCAAUUUAAGAUAUCAUACUAGUGUCAUAAUAUCACUCUUUCAAUCCUUGGGGACCCUGUCAAUAAGUUCCAGAAGGUUGAAUCGCUUAAGUGGUUAUGCUGAUCGCAUUCAUGAACUGAUGGUCGUAUCUAGAGAUUUAAGUACCCAUGAUAUAUCUUCUUUGCAGAGAAGUGGGAGUAAAAAUUAUGUUACAGAAGCAAAUUACAUUGAAUUUGAUAAUGUCAAGGUAGUUACACCAAGCGGUAAUGUUUUGGUGGAAGACUUGACCUUGAGAGUUGAUACGGGGUCUAAUUUAUUAAUUACUGGUCCGAAUGGAAGCGGUAAAAGCUCGCUUUUCCGAGUUUUAGGAGGCCUUUGGCCACUUGUAUCUGGGCAUAUUGUGAAACCUGGGAUUGGUUCUGAUCUGAAUAAAGAAAUUUUCUACGUGCCUCAACGCCCAUACACAGCUGUAGGAACUCUUCGGGACCAGUUAAUCUAUCCUCUCACAGCAGAUCAGGAGGUUCAACCUCUCACAAGUAAUGGAAUGGUUGAGCUGUUAAAAAAUGUUGAUCUUGAGUAUCUUCUGGACCGCUACCCGGCUGAAAAAGAGAUUAAUUGGGGUGAUGAACUCUCUCUGGGGGAGCAACAAAGAUUGGGAAUGGCCAGACUGUUCUACCAUAAACCCAAAUUUGCUAUUCUUGAUGAAUGUACCAGUGCGGUGACAACUGAUAUGGAAGAACGUUUUUGUGCUAAAGUUCGAGCAAUGGGAACAUCAUGCAUUACAAUAUCUCAUCGCCCUGCAUUAGUUGCAUUCCACGAUGUUGUCUUGUCUUUGGAUGGUGAAGGAGGAUGGAGUGUCCAAUACAAAAGCGAGAAUUCUGAUGUUGCUACUGGUACCGAACUUGAAAUCAACAAGAUGAAGACUUCAGAGACAGACCGGCAAAAUGAUGCAAUUGUUGUUCAACGUGCUUUUGUUGAUAUGAAAAGGGACUCCGCAUUCUCAAAUACGAAGGCCCAAUCAUACCUUUCAGAUUUAAUCGCAGCGUCUCCUGCGGCUGAUGAUAGGAAUCUAGUGCCUGUGAUCCCAAGACUCAAUGUUGUUCCCAGAUUAUUACCGUUAAGAAUAGCUGCUAUGGCUAAAGUACUGGUCCCCACGGUGCUUGAUAAACAGGGUGCACAACUCUUUGCAGUAGCUUUGCUUGUGGUGUCAAGAACUUGGGUUUCUGAUCGUAUUGCCUCUUUAAAUGGAACUACUGUAAAAUAUGUUUUAGAACAGGAUAAGACAGCUUUUGUAAGGUUGAUUGGUGUAAGUGUCCUACAAAGUGCCGCUUCAUCUUUCAUUGCACCUUCUCUAAGACACUUGACAGCCAGACUUGCACUUGGAUGGAGAAUUCGUUUGACGCAGCACUUGCUGAAGAACUACUUAAGAAAGAGUGCAUAUUACAAGGUAUUCCACAUGUCAAAUGUACAAAUUGAUGCAGAUCAGAGACUGACUCAAGAUGUAGAGAAGUUAACUUCUGAUCUAUCAGGGUUGGUUACAGGGAUGGUAAAGCCAACUGUUGACAUUUUAUGGUUCACCUGGAGGAUGAAGAUGCUAACAGGUCAAAGGGGAAUUGCCAUAUUAUAUACUUACAUGUUACUAGGGUUGGGUUUUUUAAGGGGUGUUACUCCAGACUUCGGCAACCUGGCAGGCCGUGAACAGCAGCUUGAAGGAACUUUUAGGUUUAUGCACGAGAGACUGCGUACACAUGCUGAAUCUAUUGCUUUCUUUGGAGGUGGUGCCAGGGAAAAAGCGAUGGUUGAAUCAAGAUUUAUGGAACUUCUCAAUCAUUCUGCUUUACUUUUGAAGAAGAAGUGGCUGUUUGGUGUGCUAGAUGAUUUUACUACGAAACAACUACCUCACAAUGUUACGUGGGGAUUGAGCUUGUUAUACGCUAUGGAACACAAAGGCAACAGAGCUUCAGUUUCCACUCAAGGUGAGCUGGCACAUGCACUCCGUUUCUUAGCAUCUGUUGUAUCUCAAAGUUUCUUGGCUUUUGGCGACAUUCUUGAGCUGCAUAGGAAAUUUCUUGAGCUAUCUGGUGGUAUCAAUCGAAUUUUUGAGCUAGAAGAGCUUUUAGAUGCUGCACAGUCAGAAGAUGUUGCAAAUUCUACAUCGUCAUCUGUGGUGAAGGAAUUAAACUCUGAUGAUAGUAUAUCAUUUUCCAAAGUGGAUAUCAUCACACCAACACAGAAGAUGUUAGCUAGGCAGUUGACUUGUGAUAUAGAGCCAGGCAAAAGUCUUCUCGUUACUGGUCCAAACGGAAGUGGAAAGAGUUCAGUCUUCAGAGCCCUUCGAGGUCUUUGGCCUGUAGUUAAUGGAAGGCUUGUUAAACCACAUCAUGUUACUAAUGAAGAGGCUGGAUCUGGUCGUGGCCUUUUUUUUGUUCCUCAGAGACCAUAUACAUGUUUAGGGACCUUGAGAGAUCAAAUUAUAUAUCCACUCUCUCACGAGGAAGCAGAGAAGAGGGUGACAAAUUUUCAUGAAAAAGGUCAAACGUAUACAAGUGGCACAAACAAUUUGGAUGCACAUCUGAAAGCAAUUCUAGAGAAAGUCAAGUUACUUUAUCUUUUGGAAAGGGAAGGUCGCUGGGAUGCUAGUCAGAACUGGGAAGACAUCCUCUCACUUGGGGAACAACAGAGAUUAGGCAUGGCUCGCUUGUUCUUUCAGAAACCUCAAUAUGGGAUCCUGGACGAGUGUACCAAUGCUACUAGUGUUGACGUUGAAGAACAUCUUUAUAGGAUUGCUCAUGAUAUGGGCAUAACAGUUGUUACUUCCUCGCAGCGUCCUGCUUUGAUACCAUUCCAUUCCACGGAACUGCGACUGAUUGAUGGUGAAGGUAAGUGGGAGCUUCGCUCAAUCAUGCAAUGAGUUGGGAUGGUUCCUUUAGCUGCUCUUCUUUAGUUCAUAUACAGCUUUAAUUUCUGCAAUGGUUGUGACUAGUAGGUCAAACCAAUUUAGACUUCCCGGAAACGAACGAAAAUCGGUGAUAGUAGCAAACGAAAUAUAUUUUCCAGUGUGAAGGAAAUAAGGAAUAGGGUAUACAGGUGAACAUUAGUUUGUGUAAUCUAGAAAAUCAUGUAUAGGCAUUAUUUGUUGUUUAGAGCUCUAUUUUGUUGUAAGAACUCGUAAGCCUAUCCAAUUAAUCACCCCCCAGUAAAAUUGCAGGAAUGUUGGGGGCAUCAUACAAAAUCCAAAUGUUGGUAAUUACUUAUGGACCUUGGACUUUUAAAUUUAUAAUAGUUGCAAUGUAUUGAUUUUUAAAUUUUAA